CCCAGGCUUUAGGCAGAACCAGGUGUGGUGGGAUUAUUACGGCUUGGCGCUCAUCUUCACGCCUUGGAUCUGCUGUCGAUCAGAAGGACUGGCAAUUGAUGUGCGCGGUAUGCGGAGUAAUUACUCUACUAUGUAGGCCGACAGUAUAUAAAACGGCAUAUCGAGCAACGUCCCCGGCAGCGGGGGCUAGCUGAUGUGAUUGCACCUCGCUAAACGUUCUGUUCCUGCUCGUUCUACCAAACACACAACGCGUUCGAGAGUGAAGACAGCUAGAAAGUAGGCAACGAUGGCGAUCUUCGGGGCCAAGGAGGAGCAUGUCGAGCCGCGCUUGAUGCGCAUUGCGCACGCCGAUACUGUGAUCUGGUACAAGAAGCCGAAUCUCAGGUUUCUCUACCUGAUACUUGUUCCGACGGCGCUUGGUGUGGAAUGGACCUCGGGAUUCGACUCGUCCAUGAUGAACAGUCUCCAGGCCGUCGAAUCAUGGGUUAGAUACUUCGACAACCCGACCUCGUCACGUCUGGGUCUCCUCAAUGCCAUGUACUCCCUGGGCGCGCUGAUGGCCAUCCCCUUCAUCCCGACAACCAGCCAGUACCUCGGUCGCCGCCGCACCAUCCUGGCCGCCUCCCUCGUCAUGGCAUUCGGCGCCGGACUGCAAGCCGGGUCCCGCAACUCGGACAUGUUCCUGGCCUCCCGCUGGGUUCUCGGAUUUGGCAUCCCUUUUGCCAUCGUCAACGCGUCCUCUCUCAUUGGAGAAUUGUCCUACGCUAAGGAGAGGCCCAUCAUGACAUCUCUAUUCAACGCCUCAUGGUUUGUGGGAGCAAUCGUGGCCGCAGGCGUCACGUACGGCACCUUCCAGAUGUCGAGCACGUGGGCGUGGCGGCUGCCCAGCCUCCUGCAGCUCGUGCCCAGCUUCUGCCAGAUCGUCUUCAUGCCGUGGUGCCCGGAGUCGCCGCGGUGGCUGAUCUCCAAGGACCGGGGCGACGAGGCGUUCGCAAUCCUCCAGAAGUACCACAGCGAAGGGGCCGACGGCGACGAGUUCUGCCGGCUCGAGUACGCCGAGAUCCAGGCCACCAUCGCCCAGGAGAAGGAGCUCGCCUCGAGGUUCGUCUGGGCCGACGUGUUCCGGGACCCGCCCAUGAGGCGGCGUUUCGCCCUCGCCGGUAUUGUUGGGUUCUUUACCCAGUGGAGCGGCAACGGCCUGCUGUCGUUCUACAUGAAGAAGAUCCUGAAUCUGGUCGGCAUCAAGGAGGAUAGGACGGUCCAGAAGGUGAUCCUGAGUAACACGUGCUGGGGGCUGAUCAACGCCGUCCCGAUUGCGUUGAUAGCUCCUCGCUUUCCUCGUCGGAAGAUGUUCUUGACGUGCACGAUCGGCACUGCGGCGGUCUACACUGUCUGGACCAUCGCAUCGGCGAGGUUUGCAAUCGAGAACAGCUCCAGGGCUGCUAUCCCAGUGCUGGUGUUCAUAUUCGUCUACUCUCCUUUCUACAAUAUUGGCUGGAACGCUCUGGCCUACACUUACAUGGUCGAGAUCUUCCCCUACCAGCAGCGAUCCCAGGGUAUCGCGGUCGAGCAGCUGGCGGUGCGCUUCGCCGUUUUUUUCAACACCUAUGUCAACCCCAUCGCCCUCGACUCCAUCGGGUGGAAGUACUACAUUGUGUACUGCGUAUGGAUCCUGGUCGAGAUCGCCACGGUCUACCUCCUGUUCCCCGAAACGCACAACCGCACGCUCGAGGAGCUCAGCUUCAUGUUUGAAGGGAAGGAGGUCCAAGACAAGGUCAAGAAGAAUGUCGACAAGGUGAUGCAGGUCGAGCUGCAGGAUGUCGCGCCCUCUGAGCGGCAGACUGGGGAACAGAAGGCCUGA
Phialemonium atrogriseum is the source of this 1861-nucleotide messenger RNA. RefSeq names its product general substrate transporter. NCBI's taxonomy places the organism in Eukaryota, Fungi, Ascomycota, Sordariomycetes, Cephalothecales, Cephalothecaceae. The record is from RefSeq and is a predicted model, not a curated record. Gene Ontology annotation, biological process: transmembrane transport; carbohydrate transport. The coding region runs from base 287 to 1861 and encodes 524 amino acids. Gene Ontology annotation, molecular function: carbohydrate:proton symporter activity. The transcript is spliced from 4 exons. Gene Ontology annotation, cellular component: membrane.